Messenger RNA from Manis javanica (Malayan pangolin), 2803 nucleotides. RefSeq names its product retinol dehydrogenase 11 (gene RDH11). Lineage: Eukaryota; Metazoa; Chordata; Mammalia; Pholidota; Manidae. The record is from RefSeq and is a predicted model, not a curated record.
AGGCGUGUCUGGGAGGAACCCACAGUCCGCGAGUAUCGCGGCAGCUGCUUCCUCCACUCUUGCCGCAGCGGCUGCAGCUACGGAAGAUGUUUGGGGUCCUGCUCUUGCUCCUCCUUUUCCCCCUUCUCCUGUACAUCGCUGCACCCCAAAUCAGGAAAAUGCUGACCAGUGGGAUGUGUACAUCAACUGUCCAGCUUCCUGGGAAGGUGGCUGUGGUCACUGGAGCCAACACAGGCAUUGGAAAGGAGACAGCCAAAGACCUAGCUCAAAGAGGAGCCCGUGUAUAUAUAGCUUGCCGGGAUGUGCAAAAGGGGGAAUUAGUGGCCAGAGAGAUCCAGAACAUGACAGGGAAUGAACAGGUGUUGGUGCGGAAAUUGGACUUGGCUGAUACUAAAUCUAUUCGAGCCUUUGCUGAGGGCUUCUUAGCAGAGGAAAAGCAUCUCCACCUUUUGAUCAAUAAUGCAGGUGUGAUGAUGUGCCCCUACUCCAAGACAGCAGAUGGCUUCGAGAUGCAAAUGGGAGUCAACCACUUGGGUCACUUCCUCCUGACCCAUCUGCUACUAGAGAAGCUGAAGGAAUCAGCCCCAUCUCGGAUAGUGAAUGUGUCUUCCUUUGCACAUCACCUGGGAAGGAUCAACUUCCAUAACCUGCAGGGUGAGAGAUUCUAUAAUGCAGGUCUGGCCUACUGUCACAGCAAGUUAGCCAACAUUCUUUUCACCCAGGAACUGGCCCGGAGGCUAAAAGGCACUGGCGUUACGACGUAUUCUCUACAUCCUGGCACAGUCAAAUCUGAAUUGGUUCGGCACUCAUCUUUGAUGAAAUGCAUAUGGUGGCUUUUCUCCUACUUCCUCAAGACUCCUGAGCAGGGAGCCCAGACCAGCCUGUACUGUGCCUUAACGGAAGGUCUUGAGACUCUAAGUGGGAAUCAUUUCAGUGACUGCCAUGUUGCAUGGGUCUCUGCCAAGGGUCGUAAUAAGACUGUAGCAAGGCGCCUAUGGGACGUCAGCUGUGACCUGCUGGGCAUCCCUGUGGAUUGACAGGUAGUGGCAGUUGGACCCAAGAGAAGCCUGCAACAGACUACUUGGUAUUCCCUCCCAAAAUGAGUCUCCUUCAGGAUGGACAAAACUUUGAGCACAAAGAGAGCAAAUCUUCCUUCUUGAUAUCUGAUAAACGCCUAGUGUACACUGUCAGAUUGAUCUAAACACCUUGCAUUUAUUUGUCCAGAUUUACUUUGCUCCUAUUACUACCAGAGUUCCUAGAGAUAUCAUAGGAUAAGAAGACCCUCAUAUGACCUACAAGCACUUAUCUCCCUUCUGAAACCUACUACCUAGGAGAAUCUAAGCGGUGGCAGGGUUAAUUUAUGGCAGUUUGGACUGGUUUCUACCCUCUUUGUUGACAACCAACCAGCCUUCCCUUCAAGAGGGCUACACUGCAGCUGUCUUAUAGGGCUUAUCCCUCACCUCUUCAGAAAACCAUCACAGCAUCUGUGUCUGGAUUCUUUCAGGAAACUCGUAACUGAAUCUGGAUUAUGACAUUGCAUUGUCUCUGACAGCCAAAACCCACUGCUGUUAAGAUACUUUCGCAUGUCUAGACUGUGGAAGAGCUUCCUUUCCUAAGGCAUUUGUGGUGCUUGGGGCAUGGCAGAAAUUUGGGGAAAGGGAGAAAUAAAAAUCAAGUUUAAACUGUCAUUUCCUGCUGCCUCAAGCCAGCAAGGGGUAGUGCAAGGAGCAGUAUGGGAAGGUAGGCCACGCGAGUUACUAACCCCAGGCCACAGAGGCCUCCUUUUCAUGCCUUAGUUUCUCUUAGAACAGAAGGGAAAGGCAAUUUGGUGAUUGUCACUGAUUAUAUCUUUGUGUGUGUUUUUGUGUAUUUAUGCAGUUGGCAGUAUUUUCACAAAAUUCAAAAUAGCCACAAAGAAACAGUAUUAAACAGGACCCUGGUGCAGGUAAAUGGUUAGAGAUGGAGUUAAACCAGUGUCAUCUAGUCUUCAAUACAAAUAAGGAGAGCUAUGAAGGGAAGCAAGCUCUGUAUGGGUUGAUAACUACCCACCAAGAAGCAUAUGGGUACCGGGGAAAGAGUCCAAAAAAGAAGAAUCCUGGAAGAUAAUGCAUGCAGUGAAAGCAUAGUUAAGAACUAAAAACAAAACAAAAAAACAGCUAAAGAGGGUAAUAGUGACUUACAGAAGAAUUGAGAGUGAACCACCUGAGUUAGCAAGACUGCUAGGGCACUAUUUUAACAAGCAUCCAUCAACCAAUUUUGCAGAAAAAAAACCCAGAAUAAAACCAGUUCUUUAUUCAGCAAAAUUAUCUUAAGGACUGAUAUUGGUAAGUACAGUUGAUGUAAUAAUCUUUUGGGGGCAUUUCCUUACAUUAUCUUGACAAGAUUAAAAUGUCUUUAUUUGCUAAAUCUACAUUUUAUUUGGGGGAUUUUUACCAAGAGUAAUGUUGCCAAAGGAAGGAUGGAAUUGGUAAUGUUCCCAUCACUUGUUUGGAGUAUGUUGUUGUAAUAGAGUUUGUGAUUUUUCUUCGACUGACAAUGAAUGAUGUUCACUUUCAUGGGGAAAAGAGGUAUAGGACUACAGUCCUCUCAUAUUAGUAAAUUAAUCUUUUAUUGAACUUGUUUUGACCUUUAAUUAAACUAUAAAUUUAGAAAUGGUCAUUUUACAGAAAAGUUGAAGUUUUUAUAAUGGUGCAGUAAAAUAACUGAAUUAAUAUUUUAAUUAUAUGGAAUUGUCAAUGACAAAAAUGUUGUUGAUGUAUUUACCAGAAUAAAAAUUGUAAUUAAACAAAAGUUUAUACAGUCA